Owenia fusiformis is the source of this 1343-nucleotide messenger RNA. NCBI's taxonomy places the organism in Eukaryota, Metazoa, Annelida, Polychaeta, Sabellida, Oweniidae. The record is from the annotation of a GenBank genome assembly.
CACAAAAACAUUGUUCUUGAAAUGUGUUAUUUACUGCGUGAAAUUCCCGGGUUUAAGCAUGUGAUAGUGAAUCAUCAAGAAGGCUAACAUGUGCAUCAAAAGCUACCCAUUAACAUUACUGAAUCAAAGUCCCAUGUUAAAGAGUAACCCAACGUAUAUGAGAGACCAUCAUAGAAGUCACUUGGCACUCCUAAGGCAGAGAUCUAGAUGGCUGCGCUACUGAGAUUUGUGCUUCUAACAGCGUGUUUGUUAAUGACAUUAGUAGCUGAAAAAAUUAAAUAUAAAAGCUGUCAACAUGCCCAUCAAAAUGGACAUUCGGAACCAGGAUGGUUCGAUAUAUAUCCCAAUGCAACUCGUCCUUUUAAGGUUUGGUGUGAACAUUCACUGAAUGCAACGGGAACUUUAAUUCAGCGCAGAUUCGGGGGAACAGAGAACUUCAAUCGUGGCUAUAAUGACUACAAGUUUGGAUUUGGACAUCCGACUACAGAAUAUUGGAUUGGACUGAAUAAUAUAUACCACCUUUCUAAUACAGGCAAUAGCAUCCUGUACAUCACUCUCCAAGAUUUCAACGGUGAUACCCGCUAUGCCCAGUAUAACCAUUUUGUCCUUGGACCUGAAUCAACUGGCUUCAAGCUUAACAUUUAUGGGUUCAGUGGCAACGUCCCAGAUGAUAUGAGUUACCAAAAUGGAAUGCCAUUUGCCACGCAGGACAAACCAGACUACCAUAAAUGUGCAAUCAACAUGCGUGCUGGCUGGUGGUACAACUACUGCGCAUACGCCAUGUUGAAUGGACUUUACUACCACACCGGGAAGUACAAACCCUCUGGUGGCUUCUACGAUGGCAUUUACUGGAAAGACUGGUUGGGUUAUGACUAUUCAUUGAGAUUCACGAGCAUGGUACUCUAUCAUGUGUAAAAUUGUAAUGACGAUGUAAAUGAAAAUGCAUCUUUUAUUUCCAAUAUAUAAGUAGGGAUAAAAUACAUGUAUAACCAAGAUUGGUACAACAAACAAGAGUUAAAUCUGCAAAAAUUCUCCAGCUCUUCAGACUCAGGACCGUAAACGGACAAAAUGGGUUGAUGGGGGGGGGGGUAUGAUUCCUGCAUUGAAAUUCAACAAAUCUGCAAAAUUUAAUCUCUUUUACUAUAAACCAAGCAGUGGAGAACUAACUUUACUCGCUGUAUAUCCUCAUUAUUUGUUAUUUUUAUAACGUUUUUUAACUUAUUGAAAACUAUAAUGACAUACAUUUUGUCAGGAUUAUGUAUGAUUUUAUAACAGGUCGCGUAGACCUUCACUUCAUGGUUUAUAGCAAAAAGAGUGUUUGCAGUUUGCAAGGUAGUGACGUU